This is a messenger RNA of Ceraceosorus guamensis, 2414 nucleotides long. RefSeq lists its product as hypothetical. Gene Ontology annotation, biological process: monoatomic cation transport; transmembrane transport. Gene Ontology annotation, cellular component: membrane. Bases 363 to 2249 code for a protein of 628 amino acids. The record is from RefSeq and is a predicted model, not a curated record. Gene Ontology annotation, molecular function: monoatomic cation transmembrane transporter activity. Lineage: Eukaryota; Fungi; Basidiomycota; Exobasidiomycetes; Ceraceosorales; Ceraceosoraceae. The transcript has 4 exons.
GUCAAAUCCAGUCACAUCACCAUGAGCCCCGAUCGACUGCUGCUGCACAAGUCACGAGUGCCAUUCUCAAGACUGCGUUGCCGCGUGCUUAGCCUCGUCGCACAGCCAUCGACGCUGCCUCGCGCCAUCAUUCUCGUACGCAUCCCUAGGCGAGCGGAAGGAAGAGCUGCUCCAUCAUACAGCUCCAUAGCCACAGCCACGGCUUCUUCUCCACACUUCUUGACACCCGACGCGAGCCUUCCUGACGCACAAUCCCCCCUCGAGCUACGUAGGCAUUGGACGACCGCUGGCGUCGCUCGAGCAGCACUAGGGACAGCGGUCCACGGGCGAUCGAGGUUGGCAGCUACAUAAGCAGGGCUGACAUGCCGCUUCCCGCGACCUUGCACUUGAGACGCCCAAAUCGUUUCAUCAGGACCAUUGCUGCUGCGCCCAACAACCUCUUCGCACUGCCUGUACCGUCUUCCAGCUUGCCACGCGUCAUUUCAUCAGCUGCCACGUCGUCACUGAACGCUGCCAGCGCAGCAAUCCCCUCAUCCAUCUCCCUGCACACAUCUCCACUUUCAGCUCUACCCAAUCCCACUCAUACAUCUCACCGGCGUAUUGGCGCUCGCAGCUACGCCUCAGCGCAUCAACCCCGGCAACGUGUACCCUCGCCUCACCCAGGCGAUCAAACACCAACCACUCCCGGCUCGCCUCCUCGUCUGGGUGCACUCAAGCUGAUCCGCAACGACCCUAGCGAACCCCGACAGCCCUCUCGAGGAAGCGUGACCAGAGCUCGUCGUGCAAAUCCAGGAUCAUCAGGCGCCAGCUUGUUCGGAUUCAGAAAUUCGACCACCGAAACGUCCACCGCUUUCGCAGAGGCAGCAGACGCGGCUGCGGACGCUGCUGCUAGGCAAACACAGAAAGCCUUGCAGCUGAGACAUCUCGAGCAUCAUCAGCAGAGAAUCGUUGCGGCGGCGCAGGCAUUGCCGAGCCCAAAUACAGCUACUACGGCUGUACAAGCAGCAACAACCUUCGAGCCAGUGGGAAAUCUUACGGCUGAUCAAGACAUCAUGGCCAAAGGCCUAUCUGAGCAGAUGGACGGCGGAGCUAGGGUGGAGCAGGAGCUGCGGAAAAGGAAGGAUCCAGAUGCUGCUAGAAAGCACCACGAACACAGUCACAGCCACGGAUUCGGUCAUUCUCAUUCGCACGCGCAUGAAGGCAGCGCUGAAGAGGCGGACAAGCUGUUCGCAGCUCUCAAAGGACAGGGUGAUCGGGGUAGCAACAUCACCCUGGUAGGGCUUGGCGCAAAUCUGGUCCUGUGUAUCGCCAAAGCCGUGGCAGGCGUAUUCCUUCACAGCGCCUCGCUACUGGCUGAUGCAGCUCACAGUCUAUCAGACAUGUUCUCGGACCUAGUCACUCUUUUCUGUUGGCGCAUGUCUCGCAAACCCCCUUCUACAACCCACCCCCUCGGAUACGGCAAGUACGAGACGAUGGGAGGGCUGGGAGUCAGCGUGGUGCUGGUUGCUGGUGCCUUUGGCAUUGGUGCACACAGCUACAGCCUCCUGAUCGAGGCUCUGGAACCUACUUUGCGCUCCGCGCCGGCCGUCAUUCAGAAUAUUGGCACGCUGACUGGAGCGCUGGCUAGCAAAGGGGCGCACCUGCACGAGCAUGCCGACGUUGGAGAUCGUGGCAUACUCGACCCCAACGCCAUGUGGUUCGCCCUGGCAAGCGUGGCUGUCAAGGAGUGGCUCUACCAUGCGACGCUCAAGGUAGCGAGGGACGAGAACAGCUCCGUGCUGGAAGCCAACGCGCUCCACCACCGCAGCGACUCGCUCUCCUCGGGUGUCACCUUUUUAGCUAUUCUGGGCUCGUGGCUGGGCUUCCCCGUGCUCGAUCCGAUGGGCGGCUUGCUGGUAGCGGGACUGAUCGGCAAGCAAGGCCUCGAAUUGCUGCUGCAAGCUCUCGCAGAUCUGUCCGAUCGAGGGGUUGAUCAAGAAGCUUUGGGUGGGUUCGAAGAAGCGAUAGAUGGUGUCAGGGCAUUGCACCCUACGCUCCUGCUGGGCGUCAAGGAGAUCAGAGCGGUCAAGCAUGGAGUCAGUACGCUGGUGGAUGUCACCUUGGAGAUGCCACCCAGGACUACGCUGGCCGAGGCUCAGGUGGUGGAGCAGUUGGUGCAGCAGGCUAUUUUGGAAAAGGACAAAAGUGUAAAGGAAGUCAGGGUGCGCUUGGACACGCCGACUUCGGAUAAUCACGUGAAUGUCGAAUGAGCUUGGAUGUGUGCGCUCUACAAGUCUAGCCAGCAGCUUUUAUCAGAAGCACAUCGUGUGCCAGGAAGCAUGCAUCGACCUCACAAGACUCCGCUGCGGUCCCGGGUUGCUUGCUACAUGUUUCUGGUGUCGCCUUGGCGAAUUGAACUUUGAUUGACACGCGAG